UUAGCCAAUCAAAUCGACCUAUUAUGGCGAGGAAGGCAGGCAGAGACGGUUGAUAAAUAGAAUCUUUGAGGCAGGUCUGACUGCAGCUGGGCCUGCAAUGUUCUAAAAGAAUACCCGGAACCGUUCAUCACGAAUUUUGACGCUAUCUAUUUGACUUGAGGAACUUCGUGAGCAUCUUCUGUCAGUCAGACUGACAUUCACUGGAAAAGUACAUGUCACACUGGCAUGGCUUUGGUUAUAGCUAUGGACAGUAUAUUGACCGUUUUUGUUUAAAACAUAUAUAUUGAUAAGCCUUCUUUAAGCAAAAUUAUAUCAUGUAAAGUUACAGUGUCAACUGGACUACAUGUUAGCAAGAUGCACAUAAUGUCAGCUAGCUCUGCACGUAGCUGGUCAGUAGCCUAUGCAGGAAUUGGUGCAUGUUGUGGACGCCUGAAGGAGCCUAAAGCCCUGAUGAAGUUUGGCCUAAGUGUGGUGCUCAUAGGUCAUGUAAACUUCCUGUUGGCAGCAUUGGUCCAUGGUGCAGUGCUGCGGCACAUCAACCUGCACCCACAGGCGCGAGGAAUGGAGUAUGCCAUCUCUAAUGUUAUUGCCAUGGUUGCAGGACUAACGGGUGUCAUCAUUGGUAUAAUGGCCAUCGUAUUGUCAAAAAACAACUCUCGUCGAGCGCUUACGUGGGGAUUGUGGGCACUGAGCUUGGUCUCCGCUCUGCUGGCUGCAGCCUCAGCAGCUGGGUUGCUCUACUCCACAGUGAGGGCAAUUGUCAAUCGUGGCCGGAGCUUGCUGACUCAUUGCCGUUUCCCAGAUGUGAUCGGGUCCUACUCCUACAUCACAAAUGAGUGCCCUUUUGACCCUACCCGUAUAUAUAGCACCACUCUGAUCCUGUGGUUUCCUCUGAUUGUGAUGAGCGUGGUGCAACUCAUAUACUCCAGCUGGUGCCUCUCUGCCUGCUCAUCUUUCCUGGGCCUUUCCUGCUGCCUUAGACACAAGCCACCCCGAGAGAUAAACAGGCCUCAUGUCAGAGGUCACCACAAUGAAAAUCAGGCACGUCCUCCUGAGCAGCAUGAGCUCCUUGCACAAGCACAGCCACUGCCCCGUUCUCUCCAGUCUUCUUCACAGCCCAGCCGUGCCUCCCAGGUCAGCCGAGACAGCUUCUGGAUCUGAGGACUCCCACCACAGUACUCAUCAUGAUCAAAAGGGUUUCUGAUAUUAUGGAGUUGUGAUGUGCCCUAUUCAGUCACCUCAGCUGACAAAGCAUACAAAGCCAGGCCAGGUUAUUUUACUAAGUUUCAUUAACAGUUGUUCAAUUUGAAUGAUCUUUGUUUGAACUGUUUAAAGAAUAAAUUAUGGUAUAAAUGAAUAAGUGAGAAUUACAGGAAUGUUAGGUGUGUAAGUGAGAGAGAAUGAGCAUGAGUGGGUAGGUAGUAGGGAUGUUAACCGGUAGCCAUUUAACCGGUGGUUGACCGAAUCAACAUUGACCGGUUAAAAUUUUCUGCCGCCGGUUUAAAAAAAAAAAAAAAAAACUGCACU
This is a messenger RNA of Alosa alosa (allis shad), 1527 nucleotides long. RefSeq names its product transmembrane protein 54b (gene tmem54b). The transcript is spliced from 7 exons. Bases 364 to 1161 code for a protein of 265 amino acids. Lineage: Eukaryota; Metazoa; Chordata; Actinopteri; Clupeiformes; Clupeidae. The record is from RefSeq and is a predicted model, not a curated record.